Molecule: messenger RNA, 750 nt
Organism: Cervus elaphus (red deer)
Lineage: Eukaryota; Metazoa; Chordata; Mammalia; Artiodactyla; Cervidae
Gene: MKRN2OS
Product: MKRN2 opposite strand
Exons: 4
Coding region: 79-750 (223 amino acids)
Source: RefSeq, a predicted model, not a curated record
CAGGACACUUACUGGCCGAGUUAAUGAGGAGAAGGAAGUUCGCGGAGCUCCCCGCUGCUUGCUCGGGACAGGGAAGCCAUGCAGUGCCCAGAGGCCGGGAAGCCUAUCAUCAAGUUCAACCACUGUCAGAAGUACGUCUACAGCUUCGGGGUGCCGAGGCGCUGCCCGCUCUGCGGGCGGGACGUGGGCUCCAGGAGGCUGGAGGAAGCGCCCGUCAGCAUCUCUGAGCCGUUUACCAACGGCCACCGGGAAAAGUGCUCCUUCCUCCUCAGGCCGACUCGAGGGACGUUUCUCAGGGAGUACGAUGGAAGGUCUGAUCUUCACGUGGGAAUAACCAGCACGGGUGGAGUCGUGUAUAACUACACGGUGCACGGUGUCCAGCGAGACGAGGUGGGCUGGGAGCAGAGUGUGAGCGUCCCCCUCCUGCAGCCGGGCCUGUUUGGACUGCUGGACCAGUGGGACAAGUACCUGGAGGACUUCUCCACCACGGGGGCCUGGCUGCCUCACAGGUAUGAAGAGGACCACCACAACUGCUACAGCUACGCCCUUGCCUUCAUUAACUGCGUCCUGGCCACAGAGGGCGAGGAGCCGCUGGACCGAGAUGAGUUCACGGAGAAGUUCGUGGUCCCAAGGACGAGGAAGGCUUCAAAGUACAUCAUGCUCUACCACGCGAUCGAAGAGCAAGGCUUCUACGUCACUGACCCCCCUAGUCCCCAGACGGGCCCAGGCCCAGGAAGCGGCUCGUGCUGA